UACUGUAACUUCUCCUAAGGCGCCUCCCCACCCCCACCCCCACCGACAUUGCGGAAAUCACCUCCACAGCGGACCCCCCGACACCCCCACAAACACUACUGCCCACUCGCUGUUUCAGCACUCCAACAAUGGCUCCCCAACCGAAAAUAUCGCCCUCAAUGCUCUCCUCAGACUUUGCCUGUCUCGCCGACGAGGCGAAGCGCAUGGUCGGCUGUGGCGCUGACUGUCUUCAUAUGGAUAUUAUGGAUGGGCACUUCGUACCCAACCUGACCAUGGGCCACCCUGUGAUCAAGAGUCUGCGGAAGCACACUGAUGCGUUUCUAGACUGCCAUAUGAUGGUGUCGAACCCAGAACAGUGGGUAGAAGAAUUCGCCAAAGCCGGCGCCUCCAUGUACUGCUUCCACUACGAGGCGACGUCGGACCCGGGCGCCCUGAUCGACAAGAUCAAAGCCUCAGGGAUGAAAGCCGGACUGGCGAUCAAGCCCAAGACGGCCGUGGAGGUCGUGUUUCCAUUCGCGGAGAAGCUGGAUCAGGUGCUUGUUAUGACUGUCGAACCCGGCUUCGGCGGCCAAAAAUUCAUGCACGACUGCAUCCCCAAAGUCCGCACUCUCCGCUCCAAAUACCCCAACCUCGACAUCCAGGUCGACGGCGGGGUCGGGCCGGACAAUAUUGACCUUGCGACGGAGGCUGGGGCGAAUGUCAUUGUUGCGGGGACGUCGGUUUUUGGUGCGCCGGAGCCGAGGGAGGCUAUUCGGGUGCUUAGAGAGAGUGUGCUUGUCAAUGUUACGAAUAAGUAGGUUCGGCGGUGUAGGCUAGGUGCAGGUGUAGGAGGGUUCUUUUUGGGGGGUGUAAAUUGGAACGGCGAUAGUUAAAGAAUACAGUAGAAUCAUUUCAUACAUGUUGAGCAUCUGGGCGUAAGAAUUUGCAUUGCAAACGAGGUAAUAUAUUUUGAGACCAUCCAGCUCUAGUACACUCCUUUACCUACUAAGACCCGGCUCGCAUCCCAU
Fimicolochytrium jonesii is the source of this 1007-nucleotide messenger RNA. RefSeq names its product Ribulose-phosphate 3-epimerase-like protein. The transcript is spliced from 5 exons. Lineage: Eukaryota; Fungi; Chytridiomycota; Chytridiomycetes; Spizellomycetales; Powellomycetaceae. The coding region runs from base 129 to 797 and encodes 222 amino acids. Gene Ontology annotation, molecular function: metal ion binding; D-ribulose-phosphate 3-epimerase activity. The record is from RefSeq and is a predicted model, not a curated record. Gene Ontology annotation, biological process: carbohydrate metabolic process; pentose-phosphate shunt, non-oxidative branch; pentose-phosphate shunt. Gene Ontology annotation, cellular component: cytosol.